Molecule: messenger RNA, 1265 nt
Organism: Dermatophagoides farinae (American house dust mite)
Lineage: Eukaryota; Metazoa; Arthropoda; Arachnida; Sarcoptiformes; Pyroglyphidae
Source: RefSeq, a predicted model, not a curated record
UUGAUGAAAAAAAACCAAGGUCAACCCUUAGGACCCUUAUUGAAACAUUUAAAAUGGUAAAAAUAUUGACAUAUUCAUUAUCGUGCAAGUGUUUGAAUGAUCAACAUGUCUUCAAUCAUUACUAUUUUCGCAAUUAUUUUAUUCGCCAAUUUGGCAUCAUCGAUGUCCAUUGGUUAUUCUGAAACUCAAACAAUUGAUUACUCUUCAGAUGUUCCGAUUCAAAUGAGCAAUGGCACUAUCAAAAAAAUCUAUAAAAUAGCCGAACAAGUUACAAAUGUAACAGAUACUGAUUCCGUACUGAUGCAAUUGCAGCAAGUCACUCCUCGAUCAAAUGAUAAUUUAAACAACUUGAUGCUUCUGGUGGUCAAAAACCCUAACUUGACCGAUUCGAACAUAAUGGAACGAUUUAAUGCUUAUUACAUCCAUACAGCUAAAGCUGAUCCUGCAGAGAGUAUAAUUUCUACCAUUUGGAAUGUGAUGAUCAUUUCAACCAGAAAUUAUGUAAUGAAAAGAUUCAAAUCAAUGUUACAAGGAAUGCAAAUCCUUAAACCAUCAUCAAUUGAUGAGGCAGCGUCUUCAUCAGCUGCUGCUGCAACUACAACUGGUCGAAGUGGUGCUUUUCCAAUUGUUUUUCGACUACAUAAUGAAAUCAACAAUAAUAAUGAUCAAGAUAAAGAACCUAAAGUUGUUCUUUUGAUUCCUGAACCAUUUCAUCUACCAGAUAUUGCUUCACCAAAUUCAAGAAAAGAAGAUGAUGAAUUAUUUCAAAAUUCAACCAAAAUAGAAGAAUCAUCAGUAUCAACAACAAUCAACGAGCUGUCAUUAAAUCAAAUGGAAAUAGCAAUUCCAAAGACUGCCAAUUCGAUGGCAUAUGGCAUCAGUCCAUUGCGAUAUAUGGUUCGUCCGAUCGGUGCAUUUACUGGAUUAAGUGUGAAUGCUGUUGAUAAGACAUCCACCUCAGUGGGUACGAUGAUAACAAAUACGGGACUCCAUUUCAGUCUCGUAUGUACAACAACAACAAAAAAUUGAUUUCAUUGUAAUAAUUAUUAUUUUUAUUUAUUUCAAACACUCUUUUUUUAUAUUCCAUUCAGAUCGGUCCUAGUAAUGGUGCUGCUGCUAAUUCCAAACCCAAAACAUUGGCAAUGGAUUUCAAUUCAUGGCGUCGUUAUUUACGAGCUGUAGGACAUGGUUUUGUCAUUGCAAAAAUUUUAGGAUAAUCCAAUAUCUAGAAUUUGAAUUUAAAAAAUGAAAUAAAAUAAAAAUUA